UGCGCCUCAUAUUUGUCUCCAGUAUUUCUUUGAGAACACUGCAUAUGCAAAGACAUCAAUUGCAUAAUAUAUGUUCUCAAAGACAUACAGAAUGACAAGAAAUUACAGUUCACUGUUGUUUCUUUGCCUGUUAUGCUUCUUCCUGGUUAGGUCUCGAGCAAACAAUGUGCCUGCAUUGUUUAUAUUUGGAGAUUCACUUCUUGAUGCUGGUAAUAAUAAUUGGCUUUCGACAAAGGCAAAAGCAAACUACUUUCCUUAUGGCAUAGAUCAUCCUCUUGGAGCCACCGGUAGAUUUACUAAUGGCCGAACUAUUGCAGAUUUUUUCGCCGAAUGGCUUGGAUUGAAAUUCCAACGGCCAUACAUGCAAGUGGCAACGCUUCAUAUUGAAGAUAUCUACGAUGGUCUAAACUACGCAUCUGGCUCGGCUGGAAUUUUCUGUGAAACUGCUCGUGAACACGUCGGAAUUAAUUUAAGCAUGGGAAAACAAGUCAGCCUAUUCAAUAAGACGGUCAAGAACCUUUUACCAUUGCGCUACAAGAGCGAGACUGAGCUUGCAAAUUACUUGUCAAAGUCUAUUUUUGUUGUUUAUAUCGGGAACAAUGAUUUUCUUUUUAACUUUGAGGAUUUUCUAAAACCUAAUAUUACAAUUCGGCCAACUAAUCCCGAUGAAUUCUCCAGUUUACUUGUGAAGAAACUCGGAGAUUAUUUAAAGGAGUUGUACCAAUUGGGAGCUAGAAAAUUUGUGGUCUUCGAGCUUCCUCCUUUAGGUUGUUUUCCGGGUAUUGCAAAAGAGCUACGCGCAAGGAAUGAAUGUGACGAGAAGCUUAAUAGUUAUUUGAAGAUCUUCAAUGCCAAAUAUGCCAAAGUGGUUGACGAUUUGAGGUCACUUCAAGGCUCAACUUUCGUUUUUGCAAAAACUUUUAAUCUUACCUAUGACAUUGUACAAAACCCUACCCACUACGGGAUUGCUGAUUCAGAAUUAUGUGUUUCCAAAGAUUGGAAAGCUUGCGAAAAUAGGAAAGCACACGUCUUCUUUGAUCCUGUUCAUCCCACUGAGAUAACAUACAAUAUUAUUGCAAGCCAAUGUUUUAAUGGCACAAGUUUGUGUUAUCCCAUGAAUGUAAAAGAACUCGCAGACACAAUAUGAUAAUCAUAGGACCACACUCAAAUGUUUUGUUUAUUAA
Molecule: messenger RNA, 1184 nt
Organism: Ricinus communis (castor bean)
Lineage: Eukaryota; Viridiplantae; Streptophyta; Magnoliopsida; Malpighiales; Euphorbiaceae
Product: GDSL esterase/lipase 7
Exons: 5
Coding region: 71-1147 (358 amino acids)
Biological process (GO): lipid metabolic process
Molecular function (GO): lipase activity
Source: RefSeq, a predicted model, not a curated record